GCGAGAUGCGGUGAAUUGCCGCGAAGUGCAGGACUUCCUGCUGCUUCGAAACCGCGUUCCCGCUUUGGCGCAGCCCGAUGCAUCUGAACCCGUCCAAUCGGCGGAAGUGCAGGAGGCUUCUUUCGGCAUAGCCCACUUCGAGUACGACGCAGUUCAAGGAGCCCUUCUUCUUGGCUCUAGCGAUUUUUCCUGGAGUUCUCGUGUGCAAUUAUCUGCCAGGAACAUCAAAAUGCCUUGGGAGAAGAAAGCUCCCAACCUGCCAAGCGCACAGAUGUCACUACAGCCCUCCACACCGGCUGACAUGUUCCAGGGCAAGUACGCCGGCGCGGAUGAAUCAGGCGGCUGGUGGCGGCUCCUCCGAGCCGCUGGGCUGCUAGCAGCCACUGCAGCGGCCGCUGCGGCUGCCUGGACAGCUUGGGCUGCAGAAGCCAAGGAGGAAGAGGAGCUGCUCCUCAGGGUGCUGUCGGAGCUGCAGCGCCGUCUGUUCCAUGUGGCCAGGGAUGUGGCAGUGAUCGCUCAGGACGUCCGUCAACAUCUCAAGGGCCAGGGCGUUCACAUCGACGAGGAGCGUCAGGUGCUGGACCUGAAGUCGGCGAACAGCCGCCGCAGCAGCGCAUAUGCCUGGACCUCUCAUGGUGUAGGCGUGGGACCGGCAUCUGACGCUGAUUCAGAGCUGCUGGCUGGCCCCUGUGCACCGACUACCAGAAGGAACGACAGUUUUCAGAGCCUUAUCAGUUUCUGCUGUCGAGUGACUCCGUGUCGCUUCGCGCUGCUGUGUGGGCUUCUCUUUCUCACGACAAUGGCCCUCCUUGGUCGCUUCGUUCUGAACACCGGCUCGGACGAGAAGCAAGGGCUCCGUGGAGCCAUGUGGAACAGCUCAGAUGGACUUCCCUCGAUUGGCGGCACUCCAGAGCACGGGACGCCGCAGAUGCACGAGGAGGCCAAGCCGAAGGACAACCGGACGUCCAUGCACUCCGAGACGGCUCAAUGGGCAUCCGCUGCACCACAGCCAGGUGCAGGAACGACGGCGGCGCUGUACCCGCCCGACAAUGCAACGAACACAAGCUUCGAACUUCACGGUGAGGAGGACAUGCUGUCCACGUCCGCGGCAGAGUCGCCGACAGACUCUACAUCAUCUUCGACUUGGAAAACUAGUUUCCGCGUCGACGGCAGGUUUUCGAGCACCUCUACUGGGAGCACCACCACAAGCAAGCAACCGGCAAGUAUGUUUGUGUCCCCAGUCCAUUUCCACAAUAGCAGCACCACGAGAACUAGCAGUGCGAGCAGCUUCAGCAGCACGUUUUCCAGCACAGCUAGCAACAUAAUGCCAGAAGGCACUCGGACCGCCAUUGGAACAGUCACCUACACAACUGUGGGAAGCACUGUGACCAGCAGUCUUACAACUUUCCAUGGCACGACUUCACUAGCAACCACAAGCCCGGCAACCACGCAUACCUCAAGUUUUCAAGCUACACUCAUCAGCGAAACAAGCCAAACAACAUCGAGCGUUCUCACAUCAACAGGCUCGAGCAGCAGCACCCCGACCACGAGCAUGACCACCAUCACUGACACCAGCACGAGAACACGUCCCGCCGCUGACACUGUAACGGCAACAUACUCCACAACAAGUUCGGCAGCCGCAACCAUGUCCACCAUCACCACCUCCAGCACUACAAAUCGGACCACUCGGACAGACAUCGUAACUCCAAGGUACACCACCAGGAGUACCACCACAUUGAGUGGCACAACCAGCUCCAACGCCAUUCUUGGCACCGCUCCCGCGGAGAUUACCCACAGCACCAGCACAAUUCGCAGCAUCCGCUCCAACAGCAUGCCGCAAAUCUCUGUCACCGACACGUCAACCCAGACAUACACCCGUAGCAGCACUGUUGUGACUACCGGCCUGGGCCUGGUCAGCACCAGCACCGCUCGUGCCACUGCCACGACCACACUGAGUUUCAGCACGACAGCGGCGGCCACAGUUGCAAGCAAGAGCACCAGUGCUAGUACCACUACCCUCACCGUCACUGGCACCUCUACUGCAACCGGUGACACUGCUUUCAAGUUCCAACUCGAAGGUCCCAGCCCUGCAGUGCCGAACUGCUAUUUGGAACCACUGGUUCCUAAGUCAGGGUGCCUCCGUGCAGCGGUGCUGGUUGGAGUUCAGUUCGGCUUGAACCACUAUGGCCAAGAGACGACUGGAAAAAGGAUCUGCUUGAACCACUUGCGAGAAACAGGUCUCAACACAUUCGUUUUCAGAGCCGGUCUUUGCGAACUCUGGAACUGCAGCACUCGUGGAGCCUUAAGGAAGUGCGCUGACGGCUUGCCACUAAGACGAGGCACCUUCCUGGCGAGCCAACACCGUCUCGUGACCACUGGGCGGGAUGGAGAACUCGUCCUGGAAGAAGAUGCUGUGGCAGGACUUGCGUUGGCUGUCUUCAGCAAUGAAGAUGGCACCGUCUCGUUGCAAAGCCGGGAGGGCCGGUACGUGACAGCCCGACCCGACGGCACCGUCACGGCAUCGAGUACAGUCCUUGGCACAUCGGAGAAGUUUCAUAAAGUAUCCCUCGGAGGCUCUGACUUUGCUCUUCGAACCGCCCACAGCGCCUGGCUCACCGACGGGUUGGGCCGCCUUCAAGCCAGUCCUGAGGCAACGAGAGGCCACUUCCAGCUGCACAUCCGCGAAGGCAGUGCCAUGUCGGCCACAAGUGGCAGCGAGGGUCAUCCGCUGGCCCAUCGCACAUCCGUGCACAGCACGCUUUGCAGAUAUCAGGAGCCCGUUGGCGGCCUCGGCGGGCGUCAGCGACGCAGCCCGAGCUACGUCAAACUGUGGGAGUGGAACUACGCGGACGUCGCCCGAGAGUGCCAAGAAACUCUGGGUCCGCAGGGCUUCGAUGCCGUGCAGCUGUCGCCCUUCACGGAGCACGUGAAGGGCCACCAGUGGUGGGUGAGGUAUCAACCAGUGUCCUUCGGCCUCAAUUCUCGCAGUGGAACCGCGCCGGAGCUUCGCCGCGCUGUGGCGGCAUGCCGGGCAGCAGGAGUGGCCAUUAUUGCUGAUGUGGUUCUGAACCAUAUGGCAAGGCCCUGCCACAGCGCAGAGGCCCAGACGAACGGCGCAACACCCUGCAUCGGUUGGAACGGGACACGGUACGGCAAUCGCCAAAGCGAAGGCGCUUACGGAUGGGAUUCAGCAGGGCCCACGGACUUCCACCACCAGGUGGAUCACCUGACGUGGGGUGCCUGCGGCGUGGGUCCUGAAACCGGAUUCCUGUGCGGAUCAUUAGUAACAACGGACUGCAGCUGCUGCAAAUGUGACAUGUACGGACUUCCAGAUUGGAAUCUGUCCCAGCCCACAGUGCAGGAGAUGCACAGUCGGCAUUUGUCAGACCUCUUCGAGAUGGGUGUCACAAUGCUGCGCGUGGAUGCAGCAUUGUACAUGGAGUCAGAGCACUUUGCGGCCAUCGUUCACCGCUUUCCUUGGGACGUUGUGUAUCAAGAGUGGUGGCACGAGCUAGCAGUGCCUGGGCGCACGGAUGUCUUCGGGCUUUACCGAGACCUCCACUUCAUGCGCAAACUGGCCGAUCUGCUGCAUGUAGCAAACGCGGAACGAGCAGCAGAGGUAGUCAUGCUUUCCAGGGGAGACUAUUUUAUCCCUCCGCACGAAGCGCUGUACACCACUUGCUUCCACGAUGGGAGGACCGACAACGCAGACCCCGCCACUCCAACCUUCAAGAAUGGGCUGGCCUUCCAUCAGCAGCAGCUCUUCAUGAUGGCCUCGCCGUUCCCCGUCUCCGUGCUUUUGUGGAGUGGGUACAGUUGGAAGUCCAUCGAACAGGGCCCGCCUGGCUGCGAGAGUGGCGGUCAUUGCGUGCCCCGGUCACCCUUCACUGACCUCCUGGGCUCGGCCACCGAAUGCCUGCCCACGCCAACCGGCACUCCUUUGCCAGCAGAGCAGAGCAGCAGUCGACAGUGGGUUUGUGAGCACCGUUGGCGGGGAGUGGCGGGCCUGCUCCAGUUUCGGAAGGCGUGCCGUGGCCUUCCGGUGGAGCAGGUAUGGACUCGAGGGACAGUGCCCACGAUGCGCUCCGGCCACGUGGCCUUCCGCACCGGCCAGGAAUGCUUUGUUGCCGUUGCAAGAGGUGGGCAAGGCGACUUCGAGCUCAGCGGCUUGCAGCUGCAAUUCCCUUCAGGACGCUACUGCGACCUGGCAUCCUAUGAUGGGAGGAGCUGUGCGCGCGAAGUGUUCGUACAUGACGACGGGCGAAUUCAGCACGGAGUGGUUCCAGACGGAGUUGCAUUCCUGGAGCUCUGGUGGUUUCGUGGUGGCAUUGGACACGAUCACUUCAUUGGCAACGUCUCCAAUGGCAAAGAGCUGGCAGUCGAAUGUCGAAUCUCGGAGAAGUUCCGGAAAAUCCAGGCCGAGGUCCUCAAGUCUUUCGGCUGCAGCGAGGAGACUGCUGCUACAGUGACGAACGGGACGGCAGAGGAAGUUCGCAGCCACGUGGAAGCCAACAAGCAGAUGCUGGCUGAUGCACUUGGAGGACUCCCUCCAGUGCUUCCGGGAGUAGAGAUCCCAGAAGAUCUUACCCAGGAGCGCUUGCUAGAGCUUUACAGCAAAGUGCAGACGCUGCCACUGGGUUGCAAGCGUAUAAAGACCGAUGCCAGAUGUUCGGAUGCACCAGAAGUCUUGAUGAACUGGGAUGCAUCGUAG
Symbiodinium necroappetens is the source of this 4711-nucleotide messenger RNA. NCBI's taxonomy places the organism in Eukaryota, Dinophyceae, Suessiales, Symbiodiniaceae. The record is from the annotation of a GenBank genome assembly.